Messenger RNA from Sclerotinia sclerotiorum 1980 UF-70, 174 nucleotides. RefSeq lists its product with no specific name. The transcript has 2 exons. The record is from RefSeq and is a predicted model, not a curated record. NCBI's taxonomy places the organism in Eukaryota, Fungi, Ascomycota, Leotiomycetes, Helotiales, Sclerotiniaceae. The coding region runs from base 1 to 174 and encodes 57 amino acids.
AUGACUCGCCAGAAAGUUUGCACAGAGCUACCGACGAGUGAUCUGGACGUCAAUACCGAUGCACAGGAUGCAACCGAUUUCAUCUUGUCCGAGUAUUGCGCAAAAUCGGACACCGAGAUGGAUGAUAUUCUCGGCACUAAGAGCACCUCCGAGAAAGAAAUUGUAUUCACUUGA